AUGACCCUAAUUCAGGGUGCUAUUGGUGAAACGGUCGGCAAGUUCAUACAACUUGUUACAACUUUCUUCGGUGGGUUUGUGCUGGCAUUCAUCAAAGGCUGGCUUCUAACUCUCGUUAUGCUUUCUACUAUACCACCAUUUGUUGCUGCUGGUGGAAUUGUCGCAAAGAUGCUAUCCAAAAUAUCUAGCGAGGGCCUAGAGUCAUACAGUGAUGCAGGCGAUAUUGUUGAACAAACAAUUGGCUCCAUAAGAACGGUUGCUUCCUUCAAUGGUGAAAAGAAAGCCAUUACCCUGUACAACAAUCUCAUAAAGAAGCAUGAAAUUCUUUUAACUGUUUGGGACAGAAAUUUAGGUGAUGCAACCCCCUGCAUAGCUUCCUUUGAGGAAGGAAGAGUUGCGGCUUACAGAUUGUUCAAAACAAUCAAAAGGAGACCAGAAAUUGACUAUGGGGAUAGCACUGGCAUUGUGUUAGAGGACAUCAAGGGUGAAGUAGAACUGAAGGAUGUAUUCUUCAGCUACCCAAGCAGGCCAGAUCAACUGAUAUUUAAUGGAUUUUCAGUGCAUGCAUCAAGUGGCACGAUAAUGGCCAUAGUCGGGGAGAGUGGGAGUGGGAAAUCAACUGUGAUCAAUCUGGUCGAGAGAUUUUAUGAUCCACAGGCUGGAGAAGUUUUAAUUGAUGGGAUGAACAUCAAAGGUUUCAAGCUAGAAUGGAUAAGGGGAAAGAUUGGCCUUGUUAACCAGGAACCACUGCUUUUUAUGACGUCCAUCAGGGAGAAUAUUACCUAUGGAAAAGAGGACGCAACCCUUGAAGAAAUCAAGACAGCAGCUGAGCUCGCAAAUGCAGCAACAUUCAUUGAGAACUUGCCUGAUGGUUAUGAAACAACAGUUGGACAACGGGGUGCUCAGCUUUCUGGGGGACAGAAGCAGAGGAUUGCGAUCGCGAGAGCCAUCCUUAAAAACCCAAAAAUUCUUUUGCUUGAUGAAGCAACUAGCGCAUUGGAUUUGGAGUCUGAAAGGAUAGUCCAAGAUGCAUUAAAUAGGAUCAUGGUGGGGAGAACCACACUUGUUGUGGCGCACCGUUUGAGCACUGUAAGAAAUGCUCACUGCAUCUCAGUUGUUUCUAAAGGAAAACUAGUAGAACAAGGACAUCAUGAUGAAUUAGUAAAGGAUCCUGAUGGAGCAUACUCUCAGCUUAUACGGCUGCAAGAGAAACAACAAGAAAAUGGCCGCAUGUCAGAUGCUAGAUUAUCAGGCUCAGCAUCUAAAAGGAGUGGGUCACUCAGACGAUCAAUAAGUAGAAGUUCAGCAGGGAGCAGCCGUCAUUCUUUAAGCCUUCCCUUAGGUAUUCCUGGACCCACUGAACUAAUGGAGUAUAACUUUGGACAAGGUGCCAGACAAAUCGAAAAUAUUGAUGACAAGGUACCAAACAAAGCACCAAUGGGACGCCUAAUUAACCUAAACAAACCAGAGACUGCAGUUCUUCUGUUUGGGUCUAUUGCAGCAGCAAUUGACGGAGCUGUCUUUCCAACACUUGGUUUAGCAAUGGCUAGUGCUUCCAAAAUAUUUUAUGAACCACCAGACCAGCAGCGCAAAGAUUCUAUCCUUUGGGCAUUACUGUGUGUUGGCCUCGGUGCAACUGCUAUGAUAUCAAAGAUAGUAAAUAGUUUUCUUUUUGCAAUAGCUGGUGGGAAGCUUAUACAACGAAUCCGCGCUUUGACAUUUGAAACCAUGGUGCACCAAGAAGUUGCUUGGUUUGAUUAUCCUGAAAAUUCGAGGCAAGUAAUCUAUAUUUCAAUCUAUUCAUGGGACCAAACAAUCUAUAUACUGACAGUCAUUUGCAUUAUUAACAGUGGGGCACUUAAUGGAAGGCUAUGUAUCGAUGCACUUAAUGUAAGACGUCUAGUGGGAGAUAACUUGGCCUUAAUUGUCCAAAGUACUGCAACACUUACUUGUGGAGUAGUAAUCGCAUUGAUAGCGGACUGGAAGCUUUCAUUGGUAAUCUUAUUGGUAAUCCCUUUAAUGGGUCUCCAAGGUUAUGCUCAAGUGAACUUCCUACGGGGGUUCAGUCAAGAUGCCAAGACAAUGUAUGAGGAAGCAAGUCAAAUUGCAACUGAAGCAGUUGGUAGCAUCAGAACAGUAGCAUCUUUUUGUGCCGAGGAGAGAGUGAUGGACAGAUAUAAUCAGAAAUGCCAAGCUUCUAGGGAUCAGGGAAUUCGAACUGGAAUAGUUGGAGGCCUUGGUUUUGGUUUCUCAUAUAUGAUGCUAUACGCCAGUGCCGCUCUUUGUUACUAUGUUGGUGCAAAGUUUGUUAGUCAGGGAAAAUCCACUUUUGGUGAUGUCUUCAAGGCUUACUUUGCUUUAGUUAUGGCCAUGAUUGGAGUGUCACAAACAAGUGCUAUGGCUUCUGACUCAGCUAAGGCAAAUGAUUCUGCUAUUUCCAUAUUUUCAAUAUUAGAUAGAAAAUCCUUAGUUGAUUCCAGCAGUGAAGGUUCCACCUUGGAGAAUGUCAAGGGUGACAUUGAUUUUAAGCAUGUCAGCUUCAAAUAUCCAUCCCGUCCUGAUGUUCAAAUUUUCACUGACUUCACCUUAAGCAUUCCCUCUGGAAAGACAGUUGCGCUUGUUGGUCAAAGUGGUAGUGGCAAGUCCACGGUCAUAUCUUUGUUAGAGCGCUUCUAUGAACCCGACAGUGGUGUGAUUUUAUUAGAUAGAGUGGAAAUUAGUAGUCUAAAGGUCAGCUGGUUGAGGGACCAGAUGGGAUUGGUAAGCCAAGAACCAGUGCUUUUCAGUGGAACAAUCCGUGACAAUAUAGCUUACGGAAAGCAUGAAGAGGUAACAGAAGAAGAGAUUGCCGCAGCUGCUAGAGGAGCCAAUGCCCAUGAAUUCAUCUCAAGCAUGCCACAGGGGUACAAUACAACUGUUGGAGAGAGAGGAACACAACUUUCAGGUGGCCAAAAACAGCGAAUAGCUAUCGCGAGAGCAAUCUUGAAGGACCCAAAGAUACUUCUUCUGGACGAGGCAACAAGCGCAUUAGAUGCUGAAUCAGAGAGCAUCGUGCAGGAUGCAUUAAAUCGUGCUAUGGUUGGCAGGACAACUGUCAUUGUGGCACACCGCCUCUCAACAAUCCAAGGAGCUGAUAUGAUUGCUGUCCUAAAGGAUGGCGCAAUUGUGGAAAAAGGAAGACAUGGGACGCUGAUGGGCAUUGCUGGUGGAGCUUAUGCUUCACUUGUGGAGCUUCGCACCGUGUAA
This is a messenger RNA of Sorghum bicolor (sorghum), 3246 nucleotides long. Its product is annotated as ABC transporter B family member 11. Gene Ontology annotation, molecular function: ATP hydrolysis activity; ABC-type transporter activity; ATP binding. The coding region runs from base 1 to 3246 and encodes 1081 amino acids. The transcript has 9 exons. Lineage: Eukaryota; Viridiplantae; Streptophyta; Magnoliopsida; Poales; Poaceae. Gene Ontology annotation, biological process: transmembrane transport. The record is from RefSeq and is a predicted model, not a curated record. Gene Ontology annotation, cellular component: membrane.